AUGCUCAAAAAUUGCCAAUUCCUCGUGCUUGUGGCUCUGGUUCUCCAGGGCCCUGCUCUUACCAGUGCUGAAUAUACCGAGAAGGUCUGGAGCGUGUUCGCAUAUACUCUCUAUGGAGAUAGUACCCCGGAGGCACUGUUUGAACAACAUGCAGCAGGCUUGUCGGAUUACGGAGCCAAUCAGCUUGCUGCCGCUGGAACAGCAUUCCGGGACCGCUAUGUGUCGUCGGCUGGGAGCACCAAUGCGACCGAGUUCGCAAUUCAGUCUAUAUCUGCAUCUUAUCUGAUGUCGCAGAACUUGGAGGUGCUCUCGACGACUGAGCAAAAUGUCAUCGCCUCAGCGCAGGCAUUCAUGCUUGGGCUUUACCCGCCUCUUGGCGAUGAGGGUAUGAACACUACGGAUGAGACGGCGAACGGAACUACUUUUUCGGCACCAUUGGACGGAUAUCAGUUCCCCAGGAUUGUUACACUUGGCGAAUCUGACCCAGGAUCCUUGCUUGUAGCUGGCCAAUCAAGCUGCAGCAUGUAUCAGGCUGCAGUUUCCGAGUACCUCAACAGCGAAGAGGCAGCAAUAAUUACUCAGGAUACGGAAGUGUUCUACGAAAAACUCCUGCAUCAAGUGCUUUCUGGGGUCUUUGAUGAGUCAACGGCGACUUAUGCCAACGCUGUUAGUAUUGCAGACUAUCUAGAAUAUGAGGUCUUGCACAACAGUACUACAAUAGACCAUCUCUUUGGUGAUGAUCUGAUCCGGGCGCGGUCCUUGGCGGAUCAGUUCACCUAUGCUACCAAUGGACAGGACGCUUCGACCUUGAGCGGAUCCACCAUUGGUACCGUCAGUCCCAUUGCAGGUCAAACACUCGCAUCCAGCAUUUUGAAUUCAUUCAAUACAUAUAUGAUGGAUGGGACCGGUCCACAAAUGACGUUGCUCUUUGGUGGUGAUGAGCCUGCUGUGGCUUUGGCUUCACUGGUAGGCCUAGCCAGCGAACAGCAGUCCAACUUCUACUCUCGUCCUGUUCGAGGCGCUUCGUUGGUCUUUGAGCUUUACAGUUUUGGCACCGAUGCGGAUGAUGAUAGCUACCCAGACAGUAGUGAAAUGUACGUGCGGUUCUUCUUGCACAACGGCACAGACACUUCCACGGAAUUUGUUUCAUUCCCAGUUUUUGGACAUGGGCCCAGCCAAACCUACAUCCCCUGGACAGAUUUUCAAACUGAAAUUGAGACCUUUUCCGUUCAAUCAAUUGAGGAGUGGUGUCUGCGGUGCAAUGCGAGCUCCGUAUUCUGUGCAGGGGCACAGGACCGCGAUAGUUCCGCCAACCAGAAGAAAGGCAUGGCACCCGCAGUAGCCGGUGUCAUCGGAGCGGUCGUCACGCUGGUUGUGAUUGGAUUGCUAGCUGUGGUUGGAUUCUUCAUUUGCGGGUUGCGUAAGCGCGGAGGAGGUCAUGAAGGUGGUCACAAACCGAGCAUUGGAGGAUUUAAGGGAACCAGCAAGCUUGCUAGCGAUGCAGAUAUUUCUUUCCGUAAUCCCAUCUGGGGGACUGGCAAGACUGCCGACAUGGAACAGGAUGAUGGGGGUGCUGCCGGAGGUGUGAUCGUCCGUGGGCAGGAGCGAUUGGGAAGCUGGGAAAUGGGCCAGCAAAAUUCGGAAAUGGAGUAUAACCAGCCGACCACUCAAGGAAGAGGCUCUUUCGCCGAGUCGUCGGCUCCUGAAGCGGAGCCUGAUGAGUGGCGGCUUCAUAGUCAUUUACAACCUGUCAAGAUCCGCGAAAGUGUGUGA
Messenger RNA from Penicillium pulvis, 1773 nucleotides. RefSeq lists its product as uncharacterized. Gene Ontology annotation, molecular function: phosphatase activity. Gene Ontology annotation, biological process: dephosphorylation. Lineage: Eukaryota; Fungi; Ascomycota; Eurotiomycetes; Eurotiales; Aspergillaceae. The transcript has a single exon. Bases 1 to 1773 code for a protein of 590 amino acids. The record is from RefSeq and is a predicted model, not a curated record.